UACACGCCCUGGUGGAAAGGAACUUUCAGUUUCAGUAGCUCCACAUGCUAGGAGAGAAACGCCAUGGCUGACAACAUCCUCAGAGCAAAGAGGAAGCAGUUCAUCAAUUCAGUGGGUGAAGGAACAAUAAAUGGCUUGCUGGAUGAACUCUUGGAGAAGAAAGUCCUGAACCAGGAAGAGAUGGAGAGAAUAAAAUUUGUAAAUGAUACUGUUAUGGACAAAGCACGGGACCUGUGUGAUACUGUCAUCAGGAAAGGUCCCCAAGCAAGCCAAAUUCUACUCACUUACAUUUGUGAUGAAGAUGUCUACCUGGCAGGAGUUCUCCAACUCUCCUAGAAAUGAAGAUGUGAUCUGAUGCACUACAGUCAUUUCAAAGAGCUGCUUCCAGAGU
Messenger RNA from Microtus ochrogaster (prairie vole), 391 nucleotides. RefSeq names its product caspase recruitment domain family member 16 (gene Card16). The record is from RefSeq and is a predicted model, not a curated record. Lineage: Eukaryota; Metazoa; Chordata; Mammalia; Rodentia; Cricetidae. Bases 64 to 336 code for a protein of 90 amino acids. The transcript is spliced from 3 exons.